GGGACGAAUUGGCGCAACCAUUAAAUUCCCUGUUGUUUUUUGUAUAUUUUUUGUUAUCUUUUUUUCAUUGUUUAAGAUUUUUUUAUUUUUCAGAAUUAUUUUUAACUCUUUCAUCAAAAAAUGAUAAUUCCAGUUCGUUGUUUUACUUGUGGCAAAGUUAUUGGGAACAAAUGGGAUGCUUAUUUGCAACAUUUACAGGAUGGAAGCACAGAAGGCGAUGCUUUGGAUCAACUCAAUUUGCGUAGAUAUUGUUGUCGAAGAAUGUUACUUUCACAUGUUGAUUUGAUUGAAAAAUUGUUGAACUACAAUCCUUUGGAGAAGUAA
Messenger RNA from Meloidogyne enterolobii, 324 nucleotides. Lineage: Eukaryota; Metazoa; Nematoda; Chromadorea; Rhabditida; Meloidogynidae. The record is from the annotation of a GenBank genome assembly.